CGAGAUGUCCAGACUCUGUAUUCCAGGGAUACUAUCUCUAUUGUAUGUCAGUAUACUGUGCUUCCGGUAUAUGCAUAAAAUAUAUGAGUAUAUGAGUAAAUAUGAGUCGUGUUAGAACGAAGACGGUCAAAAAGGCCGCGAAGCUUAUUAUCGAGAAAUAUUAUCCACGUCUCACGUUAGAUUUUCAUACAAACAAGAGAAUAUGCGAAGAAAUCGCUAUCAUCCCCAGUAAAUCUUUGCGCAAUAAAAUUGCUGGAUUUAUCACUCACUUGAUGAAGAGACUUAGACAUAGUCAGGUACGUGGAAUCUCCAUUAAGUUGCAAGAAGAAGAGAGGGAACGCAGGGACAACUAUGUUCCUGAAGUCUCUGCACUGGAGCAUGAUAUUAUCGAAGUUGAUCCAGAGACUAAGGAGAUGUUAAAAAUGCUAGAGUUCCACAAUAUCAAUGGAUUGCAACUUACGCAGCCUGUUCCACAAUUUAACAGGCGUUCUUAAAAAUUAUGUAAAUAACAAAACAAAUGUGUGAAAUGCAAUCUGUUAUACAUUGUGCACUUUGAUUAUAUAUAUGAUUAUAUGUAUAGCAGCGCGCAAAUCACGAUAGAUGUGUUCUGUUGGAUGGCGCACAAUAAAAGCCUUAAUAAUAUUAGAUAGAAUGUAUUGGCAAGCCAAUCCUCAUUGCCGUAAUGCGAGUUGUAGGCAUAACAUUCCUUUUCAUUUGUUGCACAAAACGCAUUAUUAGAGAAUCCAAUCAUGCCAGCGAAUCCUCCAAUACAAACUGAUGGAUCUCGUACUUUUGAAAUAAAAUUACAGAUUUACACAUAA
Messenger RNA from Ooceraea biroi (clonal raider ant), 821 nucleotides. RefSeq names its product 40S ribosomal protein S17. Gene Ontology annotation, cellular component: ribosome. Gene Ontology annotation, biological process: translation. Gene Ontology annotation, molecular function: structural constituent of ribosome. The record is from RefSeq and is a predicted model, not a curated record. Lineage: Eukaryota; Metazoa; Arthropoda; Insecta; Hymenoptera; Formicidae.